UCGCUGAAAAAUGCUUUUACAUAUGCAAAAUGCUAAUUCACUUCCGGUUUUUGUACUCGCCAUUUUGAGAGCGAGUGCGCGCGCGUGCUCAUUGUUGUGCUCGCGGAGCUCACGGCAACUAGAGUUCGUUCAGUACUAGAACAGGCGAGUCGACUCAGUUUGAAGACACAAAGCGAAGUGAAUUCUGUUAGUUUGUUGGGCAACAAACUUAAAAUGAGUUACGGCAGGCCUCCACCCGACGUAGAAGGCAUGACAUCGUUAAAAGUGGAUAAUUUAACGUAUCGCACGUCGCCAGAGACGCUGCGGCGCGUCUUUGAAAAGUACGGCCGAGUUGGGGACGUUUAUAUUCCCCGAGAUCGAUACACGAAAGAGAGCCGGGGGUUCGCCUUUGUGCGCUUUCACGACAAGCGGGAUGCCGAGGACGCGAUGGACGCGAUGGAUGGGGCGAUUCUAGACGGGCGAGAGCUCCGGGUUCAGAUGGCCCGUUACGGCAGGCCGCCAGACUCCUACUACGGCGGGCGUCGCGGCGGGGGAGCCGCUAGAAGACACGGAGGACACGGCCGCCGCAGCCGGAGUCCGAGGCGUCGGAGACGCAGCCGCUCCAGAAGCAGGAGCCGCUCUCGUUCCCGCAGCCGUUCCCGUUACAGCAGGUCGAGGUCCCGCUCCUAUUCCCGCUCUCGCUCCAAAUCACACACUCCCCGCAAGAGGAAGUCCAAGUCCCCUUCCAGGUCUAGGUCACGUUCUCGAUCCAAAUCCAGGUCCCGUUCCAGAAGCCGCACGCCUGCAUCGAACAGAGGGUCCAGGUCCAGGUCUAAAAGCCAGCCAAAGUCUGCAGGGGAAGACGGACCGGCUUCAUCCUAAAACACUUCAGUGGUAAGAAAACGUGACCCUGGACAAUGAUGUGCUGGAAUGCGUUUGCUUAUUCUUUGCAGAUGCAUCGCAUUGGUAAAAAUGCGGGUUUUGGUUCUGCUUUGACAAUGCUGUUGAACUCAAUGUGGAAUUGUUUCCUCCAAGCUGCUGAAUCCAGUAUGGCAAUGUAAAAGCAGAGCUGUGUUGAGCUGUUAGAGGUGUACCUGCUCCUGUUGGGGUUGCUUUGAAGCAGAUGGGUGUUUUGGUGGUGCUGAGGUACGUCUACGAGACAACGGACAGACAGCGUCCUGCCAUAGACAAAAGUCAAACACAAACUCGCUGCCAGUUGCUUGCUUUAACCUGGAAAUGGGAAUAAACGUAGUACGUGAGUUAACUAGGAGGCUGGCACGACUAAAGUCUUAUCUAACCCCUGUGCAAAACUAAAUUAGAUUAUUUAUAGCAGGUGAUUUGGGCUGGGUAUCGAGUUCGAUACUUUUUAGGCACCGACCGAAUUGCCUCUACCAUCGAGUAUCAAACAAAUCUCCAAAUUUCGAGACCUAAGGGGUUGAUCUCGUCAACGUGCCAACAGCAUGAUUGGCUGUUACGAGGCAUCAAGGAAAAACACUAGAUACACCCAGAGACGUGGCUCAAAGUAGGGCUGGGCGCUAAAACGAUAACGAUAAUUAUCGCGAUAUAAUUUUUCUCGAUAAAACAAAAUCAAGACGUCGAUAAAUGUUUUUGCGCCAAAAUGGUUGACCAAUGGUUAAUUUUAAUACAACUCAAACAGUCAGAAUAUUACUUUUUACCAAAUAAAAAUUUGG
Messenger RNA from Pimephales promelas (fathead minnow), 1670 nucleotides. RefSeq names its product serine and arginine rich splicing factor 2b (gene srsf2b). Gene Ontology annotation, molecular function: RNA binding. NCBI's taxonomy places the organism in Eukaryota, Metazoa, Chordata, Actinopteri, Cypriniformes, Leuciscidae. The record is from RefSeq and is a predicted model, not a curated record.